Messenger RNA from Echinops telfairi (small Madagascar hedgehog), 3204 nucleotides. It is a transcript of the gene UEVLD, whose product is annotated as UEV and lactate/malate dehyrogenase domains. The coding region runs from base 43 to 1461 and encodes 472 amino acids. The transcript is spliced from 12 exons. Lineage: Eukaryota; Metazoa; Chordata; Mammalia; Afrosoricida; Tenrecidae. The record is from RefSeq and is a predicted model, not a curated record. Gene Ontology annotation, cellular component: ESCRT I complex. Gene Ontology annotation, molecular function: ubiquitin binding; oxidoreductase activity, acting on the CH-OH group of donors, NAD or NADP as acceptor. Gene Ontology annotation, biological process: carboxylic acid metabolic process; protein modification process; protein transport.
GGGACUGGGUUUGCGGCGCCUGGUGGCUUGUCUUUGCUGGCGAUGGAGUUCGACUGCGAGGAACUGAGGCGCCUGCUUGCCAAGUACAAAUUCAGAGAUCUAACUGUAGAAGAACUGAAGAACGUUAAUAUGUUUUACCCACAUUUCAGAUAUUCUUUGGACACCUAUGUUUUUAAAGAUAGUUCCCAGAGAGACCUGCUGAAUUUUACUGGCACGAUUCCGGUGAUGUAUCAGGGGAAUACGUAUAACAUACCAAUUUGCUUGUGGAUUUUGGAUUCUCACCCUUUUGCCCCACCCAUUUGCUUCUUGAAGCCAACUGCAAAUAUGGGAAUAUCAGUUGGGAAACAUGUGGAUGCUCAAGGCAGAAUAUAUUUGCCCUAUCUCCAAAACUGGAGCCAUCCUAAAUCUGUCAUUGUUGGAUUAAUUAAAGAAAUGAUUGCCAAGUUUCAAGAAGAACUUCCCCUGUAUUCCCGAUCGUCAUCUGAUGAGGCGCGGCAGGUAGACUUGCUAGCCUACAUUGCAAAAAUCACUGAAGGUGUCUCAGACAUAAAUUCAAAGGGCUGGGCAAAUCCUGAGACUAAAGCAAUUAGUAAAAUUACUGUGGUUGGAGGUGGAGAGUUGGGCAUUGCCUGCACAUUGGCAAUUUCAGCAAAGGGCAUCGCAGACAAGCUGGUCCUCUUAGACUUCUCGGAAGGCACUAAAGGAGGGAUGAUGGACCUUGACAUCUUCAGCUUGCCUAAUGUGGAGAUAAGCAAAGAUAUGUCUGCCUCUGCUCAUUCCAAGGUGGUGAUCCUCACAGUGAAUUCUCUGGGUAAUUCUCAGUCUUACCUUGAUGUGGUGCAGAGCAACGUGGAUAUGUUCAGAGCCCUUGUCCCAGCUCUGGGACAUUAUAGUCAACACAGUGUCCUGCUUGUCGCAUCUCAGCCAGUGGAAAUCAUGACCUAUGUGACAUGGAAGCUGAGCGCAUUUCCUGAAAAGCGAGUGAUUGGAACUGGAUGUAAUCUGGAGUCACAGAGAUUACAAUACAUUGUGACCAACGUUUUGAAAGCACCGACUUCGGGCAAAGAAGAAGUGUGGGUUAUUGGUGAGCAAGGAGAAGACAAAGUGCCCAUAUGGAGUGGCCAAGAAGAGGCAGCAGGCCAUAACUGCACGGUGCAGCUGUCCAACAGAGCCAUGGAAAUACUAAGAGUAAAAGGUCAAAAAUCCUGGUCUGUCGGACUAUCAGUAGCUGACCUGGUUGACAGUAUUGUGAACAAUAAAAAGAAAGUGCAUUCUGUAUCAGUUUUAGCAAAGGGAUAUCAUGACAUUAACAGUGAAGUGUUUUUAAGCUUGCCUUGCAUCCUUGGAAGCAAUGGAGUAUCUGAGGUCAUCAAAACCAAAGUGCAAGAAGAUACAGUGGCUGCAAAACUCCAAAGCAGUGCUUCCUCAAUCCACAGUUUCCAGCAGCAAUUACAACUGUGACCCUACAAUUCAAGCUACCCAAAAGGAAAGGUCAUCUAUCUUUGUCAACAAAUGUGGGGUUAACAGCCUCUGCAUCUUACUACUUAUUAUUACAAACUGCCUGGUUGUGGUAGGUGUCUCUUUGGUUAGCUUUAGUGUGAAUCCUUAGAGUAAGAUGGGGAGUUUGUUUAGUUAUUUUUUUAAUCCCGCUUUCUUUAGAGUUCUCGAUCUGAACACCAUAUUUGGGCCUACAGCAGUGAUAGUCAUCUGCAGUGUGCAUCAUUUUAAAUUGUAUCUCUGCAACUAGAAACAAGUUCAGCACAUUGGGAAUAUUUUGAAAAUGAUCAUUUUUAAAAGAAAAUUACCUUUUGGCUUUUAUAUAGCUAAAAGCUCAAGGUGGAUUUACAAAAGCCAUGGGAAGUAUAUAUUUAAAAAUCCAGUAGCUUAUAAUAAGGUGUGAACAUUUCUUCUGUAAAAUAUAGUUGAUUUUAUUGGUACACCAUUUUAUUUGUUUUUUCAAGUUAAUUGGCAACCAAAGAUAGAAUUUUACAUGUGCUUUAAAAUAGUGAAAGGGAAAGGGAAUUUCCGGACAUAGAAGGACAAAAGACAAGACUGUCCUUUCUUAAAAUUUCUGUAACCUCUUCUUGGGCUAUCUAUCUUUAACAUCUCAUCAGCUGUGAUACUAGUAGAACUGGAGAGAGAGGUAUGUUUUCAAUGGAAAUAGAUUCUAAGUGAAAGCUGAGCAAUUUACCGUAAAGCCAAAAUAGGAAGUAUUCCUACAAACCACUGGUCUUGUAUGUGGGAGCUUGAAUGGACUGAUGGAUCUGAGCAAAUGCUUUUAUCAGUCCUGAAGAAGUGACUCAGAGUACAUUCACUCUGGUGAUGGACCGCAAUUCCUUCCUCUGUGGAGAUAGCAUAUUAUUACCCUUGUAACAGGCAACUAAUAAUAACAGCUAACAGCAACACUUUUUAUAUAUCAAGCCGCAUCAUGAGCACUUUAUAUUUAACUUAUUGAAUCCUUAGUAAUGCAAUGAGGUGUAGGGACUAGUAUCAUCCUCAUUUUACAGAGGAGUAAAUUGAGUUAAAGUGCCCAAGAUCUCAUGGCUAUUAAGUGACACUUAGACAUUACAAUUUGUUCUUUUUCGAGGCACCAGAGGAGGGAAAAGGCGUACCAGCAAGCAGUUAGUACAAGACAAGAACGCUGCAGUUCUGUGCACGAUGGGAGAAUUGCUCUCAUUCUCAUGUAGGGGCUUUUAUCUUUUUUAACAUAGUUUUUGGAGAGAUUAAUUCCCUGUUUUCUCAGAUUUGGGAACUCACAAGAGGGGUUAUGCACUGAGGUAGGCAUUUAAUUUAUUUAGUUAUUCAGUUAGUAUUGUCUGAGCACCUGCUAUAAACCAGGCACCACUAUGGAUAGAUAUAAUGGUGAACGAACCUGGUCAUGGUACAAGAAAAACCUCAUAGCCCUUACAUUCUAGUAUGGGAGACUUAGUAAUUAAAUAAUCUCACAAAUACAUGGACAAUUGCAAAUAUAAGUAUUGUGAAGAAAUUCAACAUGCUUUGAAGGCAUAUUAAAGGGAAAAGCAAAACUAUUAAGGGAGCCAGGAGCUAGGCAAGGGCGGACACAUUCCAGGUGAGAGAGUCAAAGCAAUGUUGAUUUUGUACAAUAAUGGAUGUUUAUGAUGAUGAUGGAGCCGUGGUGGUGCAGUGGCUUAUAAGUUGGGCUGCUAACCACACGGUCAGUGGUUUAAACCCACCAGUUCCUCC